AUGGCUCUCCUCCCUGGCCCUAGUGAAGCUGUGACCGGCAAAGUCACACAUGCCGGAUAUCGAAAUCUCCCACCAGAUGAGCUAGUUGAUCUCGCAAUUGAGAGUCACAUUGCCCGUAUAGUCAAAAGUUCUCUGGUUGGUGGGGAUGAAUCAUUCUUCAUCGCCGAUCUGGGCCAGAUAAUUCGACAGCAUGGUCGUUGGACCCAGAAUAUGCCAGGUAUACGACCGUAUUAUGCCGUUAAAUGCAAUUGUGACCCAAGCUUCCUCAAAAUUCUUGCAGAAUUAGGGACAGGGUUUGACUGCGCUUCCAUUGAAGAGAUGCGCGCAGUUCUCAGCCUCGGCGUGGAUCCAGCCCGGAUUCUGUUCGCCAAUCCUUGCAAAGCACCCGCCGCCGUAGCUUUCGCACGCGAGGUAGGCAUCUUGCGAACGACAUUCGACAAUAUCGACGAAUUGGAUACCAUCAAGGCACACAUGCCAGAAGCUCAGCUGCUACUUCGGAUCUAUGCCAAUGACGAGAGUGCUUUCAUUUGUCUGGGCGAAAAGUUUGGAGCGCAGUUGGAUACGACUGAGGAGUUACUUUCAAGAGCUUGGGAGCUUGGACUGAAUGUAAUUGGUGUCAGCUUUCAUGUUGGAACUGUAGGGACGGGUGCUACCAACCCAGCAUCAUUUUGCAAGGCCAUCAAAGAUGCACGUCUGGCGUUUUCACAAGCUGAACGUCUAGGUUUCCACCCCAAGAUUCUCGAUAUCGGCGGCGGCUUUCAAGACGAUUGUUUUGAGUCUAUGGCUCCCAUUAUUCGAGACGCGAUUCGGUCGGAGUUUCCAGCUGGUAUCACAACGAUCGCAGAACCAGGUCGGUUUUUUGCUCGUAGUGUGUAUACUCUUGUAUGUCGAGUGAUUUCGCGUCGUCGUCAGCUUGGGAGUGCUGCUCUAUCGGGUGUUCCAGACAUGCUUUAUCAAAACGAUGGCGUAUACGGGAAUUUCAUGAAUGUGAUUAUGGAGAAAGAGAUCAUGGUUCCUUAUUUGCUCAAGAGUAACAAGGCCAGGAGUCUAUUGCACAAACCAAAAUCAGGGGAUGGUUUGCAAGUAACAGAACAUCAUCGGUACUCGAUCUGGGGACCUACAUGUGACAGCACCGAUUGUGUUGUGCGCGAGGUGACGCUUGAUUCAGAAGUCAAGGUUGGAGAUUGGCUCAAAUAUAAAAACAUGGGAGCAUAUACAAGUACCACUGCUACUCAGUUCAAUGGCUUCAGAAGCACCCAUGACACAUUGUAUGUCAACAGUGAAACGUUGCUCGACUAUUAG
Penicillium egyptiacum is the source of this 1302-nucleotide messenger RNA. The record is from the annotation of a GenBank genome assembly. NCBI's taxonomy places the organism in Eukaryota, Fungi, Ascomycota, Eurotiomycetes, Eurotiales, Aspergillaceae.